This is a messenger RNA of Drosophila subobscura, 939 nucleotides long. RefSeq lists its product as uncharacterized. The record is from RefSeq and is a predicted model, not a curated record. The transcript has a single exon. Lineage: Eukaryota; Metazoa; Arthropoda; Insecta; Diptera; Drosophilidae. The coding region runs from base 124 to 837 and encodes 237 amino acids.
ACCAGAUGUCAUUUUACAUCAAUUGUGUAACCCAAAAUAGUCAAAAUCCCAAUCCCAAUCCCAAUAAUUGAGCCAAAUUUUAGUGUAAUUUUCGUUGCACACCUCGUUGCAGGAGUAGUUGCCAUGUCCAACCAGAAACAGAACAAGGCGCAGGCGCAGGCGCAGGUUCUGGCGCCGAGCCAGACUCCGGCCCAGCUCCAAGAGCCGGACAAGCGAGCAUCAGACGAACAGGCGAGACGCCAUCGUGCCAAAUUGCGAUUCACCUAUGGGAACAUGAUCUCAAACGCAAAUCUGAAUCGAAUGCGCAAUAAGCUGAAUGCCGAAGCAGGUGAAGCGCCAGCAGCAGAGGCAGCUAAAAGAUCAUCCACGCAGGAAGCAGCGGGUCAAAGACUGCGUCGCAUCUCUUCCACCUUCGAGUUUGUGAGCAAUGUGAAGGCCGGCGGCUGCGCGGCUCUGCCCCACGAGGACAACGAAGCGGAUGGGCGCGAGGAGCGGGCCGAGGUGCUCAUACGCAGCCAGGUGAUGCCCCAAGCUCCAGAUCCAGCCGCAGCCCCAGCCCCAGUCGCUCUGCCAGAGCCAGUGAAGGAGCCGGAGGAGGAGGAGGAGUUGCCGCCGCUUGAUGACUGGGAAAGCAGCUAUGCACGGGCAUCGGGCUCAUCGCGUGCCAUCGAACGCUGGCAGCAGCUGAGCAGCAAGGUGACGUCUCUGUUCUGUGCACGCCGCUACACCGACAGCUCGGAGACGCCUGUGGCCAAGACGCGACGUCUACGCGAGCAGCGGGAAGUGCUACAGAUCUUCACCAGACCCUUCCUCGUGAAUCGACGCAAGCGGGAAUAGAGAUUGAAACCCCAUUGAAACCAGUCGCCGGUAGCCUUUGUGCUUAAUCAAAUUCAAUUCAUUCACGUUAUACGAUAUACAUCUCCCUCUCCGUUCUCUCCA